Megachile rotundata (alfalfa leafcutting bee) is the source of this 4173-nucleotide messenger RNA. RefSeq names its product Sestrin (gene Sesn). Gene Ontology annotation, molecular function: oxidoreductase activity, acting on peroxide as acceptor; L-leucine binding. Gene Ontology annotation, cellular component: nucleus. Lineage: Eukaryota; Metazoa; Arthropoda; Insecta; Hymenoptera; Megachilidae. Gene Ontology annotation, biological process: cellular response to leucine starvation; positive regulation of macroautophagy; cellular response to L-leucine. The record is from RefSeq and is a predicted model, not a curated record.
CAGCUCGAACUGUCAGCGGUAUGCAAACCGUCGCGUUUCUACUGCAAAUAAGCGUUUCCUAACGAAUCGAAGAAACGGCUGAACCUCGUCGAGUAGCUUUCCGUUGUUCGUGAGCCGAAAACGGUUUGCGAAAGAAGGAUUAACGGUGUAAAACGCGAGACAGUGGUAGAAACGGUGGGUGUGCACGCAAAAGAGAACGGCUUGCCGGCUCGGCCAGUCUACUGGAAGAUUCCAUUGUGAAUGGGCUUUCAAAAAGUUUUAUCUCCGAAAAGUCAGUGUUUUCGUGCAUUGGAUCGUUCGCCCAUGGAUCUAAGCUGAACAGCAAGGGAAUCGCAUGGAUUAACGAGAAGAUCGCAGAGACAAGAGGCUAUCGAAGGGUAUCGAAAAAUCGCGCGUAACGAUGUAAAGAACAAUGUAAGCCGCUGGCGUAAUUGCGACAAACCGAUAGACGAAAAGGUCGCGUACUACGAAGCAACGUAACAGAGGCAGAAAAGAAACUGGAAUCGAACGGAAGAAGAAUCGAAGAAAGAAGAGCGGUACGAUCGAUCGGUUCCUUAAACGAGUGCCCGAUCGAUCGUUUCCUUUCGAAGCUUUAUCGUGGUUUACACGAGACUACCUCGCGACGAGAAGUAUUUUCGAUCAUAUUAUUAGCGUACCUUUUCCGUCGAAGAGAACGCGUCUCUUAUAUCUCGUACGUUGGCGUGCACGCGAGAAGCUGGUGGCAGAUCGCGGAAGUAGAGAGAGAGAGAGAAAGAGCGAAUACGGGAGAAAAAGCGAGCGUAACGCGUGAAAGAUGUACAGAGAUCCGAACAGUUCGACUCUGUCUGGAAGCGGCAGCUCGACGAAGGGCGACGAGGUCGAGAUCGUUAGCAGAUUUUUAGCGCCUUUGUGCGCGAGGGAUGAAACUGCCAGGAAUAUCGCUCUGGCGGCGGCCAGGAACACGGUCGAGGGCUGGCUCGGUGGCGUUGGGAGCCCGAAUCACUGGGACGACACCGGUGAGAUGGAAGACGCCGAGAGUCUCGGAGGAAAAUUCAAGAGCCAAGACGGAAGAUACGACAUGAGCAUCGAGCGAUCACCGACCAAGUCAGCGCCGAAGAACGUGCAGCCUCCUCCGCGUCAGCAACAGCUGCUUCAAGACACCUUCAGAACGGAAGGAUUCUUUCCUCAAAGCGUUACCGAGAUCCCUGCGUUCCUCGAGGACAACAGCCUCGAGUGUUCCGAGAGAUAUCCGUCGGGUUCGUUCGACUGCGUCGACGGCCGUCUGGGGAACGAGACAGGCUACGGAACACCGAACGAGAGAAGAAGAUACGUGACCGACGUGGACAGCUACAGGUCCGGUCAUUCGACGUCGUCGGACGAGGGGAAGGGCUUCAAGAUAGACGCGCAGACGCAGGAUCGAUGUCUCAGGUUUAAGGACAACUCGGAGACUCGUUUCGGCUCGAGCAGCGAGAGCGAACGAAAAUACCUUGGCUCGUCCUCCAACGAGAGAUUGAACGAGGUUAGCCUCGAGGAUAGGCCCAGAACGAAGAACUACGCGAAGGUGAAAGGAGCCAAGCAAAAGCAGUUGGAGGACGAUGAGUUGGAUUCGGACACCAGGAUCUACGGGAAGAGUCCAAAGUUUGACGAGAAUCUAGCGGCGAACUUUGACCGUAGGAACUUGAAUUACCGUUCGAAGGGGGACACCUUGACGAGGGAUCGGCCGUGUUACGACAACGUGGACGACAUCUCGUUCGACGAACCCGAAAUCACCGUCAGGAACCGAGACGGGGUGGUGUUUAACACUUUGGACGGUUUCGAGAACGAGAACGCGAACGCGAACGUAAACGCCAACUCGAACGCUAACGAGAACGCGAACGAGAUUUAUCAGAGGCAGGAUGAUAAUCGUGGCGAGGAUAUACAACUGAAGAAUUUCGAGAUCUACGCGGACGAGUCUUUCGAGGAUGUACGGCAGCGAUGCGCGCGUCCCGAACAGUCGCAAGAUUAUCUACGCAGCAACGAGGAGAGGAAGUUGACCGCUGGUCAGAUCAAGAGACCGCUCUCGCAGGACGAAGAUGUCUCAUCGAAGAGCGGCAGAGUGCUCGAAAACGCUGACGUCACUCCUGGCGACGUUGGCAGGAUGCUUAAUCUGGGGAACGCGUUGGAUGGUCCCAGGCAAGCCCAACCGAACAAGUACCUCAGCCUGGUCACCUUGCAUCUGCCCGUGAUAUUGAGACUCAGCGUCAACUGUCCCUUUCAGAAUGUUAGAAUCAAAUGCGCGGAGAUUCUCGAGAUGGUUAAGGAUAGAGGACUUCCAGUACCAGUGCCAGCUUUCGAUGGACCUAGUGCCUUCGUCCCUACGUCAGAGUUGCCGGACCUUGACAACCUCGAUGAAAAGACUCAUAUUCUGUUGAUGGAUGCGUUCCUCCAGAACAACAGGCUGGAUCAUGUCUCGAGGGUGAUGGCCUCGCAUCCCUCGUACUUGGAACACUUCCUUCGUACUCAACAUUUCAUCCUGAGGGGCGACGGACCGCUUCCGUACGACUAUAGGCAUCUGAUCGCCAUCAUGGCCGCGGGUAGACACCAGUGCAGCUACCUGAUAAACCUGCAGAAGGGAGAGUUCCUUCUUCAAGGUGGCGAUCCGUCGUGGCUUCGAGGCUUGAAAUCGAUCCCAGGAAAAUUGCAAGAUCUCUAUGAGAUCAACAAGAUCUUGGCCCAUAGGCCGUGGCUGCUGAACAAAACGCACAUAGAGAAGCUGACUAAAGGCGCGGACAGUUGGUCCUUGGCCGAAGUCGUUCACGCGAUCGUUCUUCUAGCCCACUUUCACUCCCUCUCGUCUUUCGUCUUCUCCUGCGGGAUCAACGAGGAAUUGGACAACGUAGCCGGCCACAAUUACAAACAGAAUAUCCAGGAUAAUAGCAAUAACGUAUCAACUGCCAAAGAGAAAAUUUCCAGUAGUCCCAAGAAGAUUCCGAACGGCGAUGGCAAGACUGAAAACAUGCCGUCGCCGCCGUCCUCGCCGAGUAUAGUCGGCGAACAGGAAGUCGGCGUGGAAGCCCUGAUGGAGCGCAUGAAACGUUUGUCGGAAAAGUCCGAGUCGUAUCAGAUCACGCAAGAGGAAUUGUCCAAGAGAUUCGAGACGGUCGAAACGCAGUCGGCGGAACUGGCAGCCGCGCCGCAGAGGAGUAGCUCGGUUCUCGAUUCCGACAUUGGUCAUUUCAUCGAGGAUCCCACCUUCAUCUACCAAGACUUCGCCAAGCGAGGUCAACUGAACGACAUACCGACUUUUCGCGUACAAGACUAUUCUUGGGACGAUCACGGUUACUCGUUGGUCAAUCGUCUGUACAACGACGUCGGUAAUCUGCUGGACGAUAAAUUCAAGACAGCUUACAAUCUUACGUAUUACACGAUGGGCACGCACAGCAAAGUCGACACGUCCCGUUUCAGACGAGCCAUCUGGAAUUACAUUCAAUGUAUGUUCGGCAUCAGACACGACGAUUACGAUUACAACGAGGUGAAUCAGCUGCUCGAACGGAGCCUCAAGACUUUUAUAAAGAGCGCCGUCUGUUAUCCGGAACGUGUCACCAAAAGGGAUUACGAUCGCGUCAUGAGGGAGUUCAAGCACAGCGAAAAGGUUCACGUAAACUUGAUGAUCUUGGAGGCCCGAAUGCAGGCGGAGCUGUUGUACGCGCUCCGAGCCGUCAUGCGAUAUAUGACCUAAGCGAAGCCAAUCGUCCUCGCUUCUUCGUCUACUUGCUGUCUGUCAGUUUAUCGUCGAUUUAUUUUAUCGUGUAGCUGGCGCGCCACGAGUUCGCGAGUCGUCAUCGCCGUCGCCGUUUCGCGCACGAUCGAGGCACAGAGAAGAAACGAGCGAACGCGACACCGAUUCUCACGCAGCAUAUAAUUAAAUAACCGUAUCCUCGCACGGUGACACGCGUACACAUAUUCGAUCGAUCCGAUCCAUCUGUCCCUAACGUACUACGCAUACUACGAGAGAAGUUCGCGUUCCUGUCGAUACGCGUAGCGCGUCAACGAAGAACAACUCCGCUAAAACGAUCGAACAGAAAGAAGCGAUUCGAAAAAAGGGAAGAAGAGGAACAAGUUUUUUUUAUCAUCGAACACGCGGAGAAUUUGGUGAAUUUUUGAAAGCGUUUACCUUUUUCAUUUUGUAUACCCCUGGCGGGGAAGAGAAGACAA